AUGUAUUCGUGGUUUAUAACGAAAGCAUCCAGGCUAUCACACACAUAUUACGUGACAAAUUUCGCAGAGUUGAAGGUCAAGCGCCUGAGGAAGAAGUUUGCCCUGAAGACACUGCGAAAGGCAAGGAGGAAGCUCAUCUAUGAGAAGGCAAAGCACUAUCACAAGGAGUACAGACAGAUGUACCGGACUGAGAUUCGCAUGGCUAGGAUGGCGAGGAAAGCUGGCAACUUCUAUGUGCCCGCAGAACCAAAAUUGGCCUUUGUCAUCAGAAUCCGAGGUAUCAAUGGAGUGAGCCCAAAGGUGCGCAAGGUGCUGCAGCUGCUUCGUCUCCAGCAGAUCUUCAAUGGCACCUUUGUGAAGCUCAACAAGGCUUCAGUGAACAUGCUGAGGAUCGUGGAGCCGUACAUUGCAUGGGGGUACCCCAACCUGAAGUCAGUAAACAAGCUCAUCUACAAGUGAGGCUAUGGCAAAAUCAAUAAAAAGCGCAUUGCCUUGACAGAUAAUUCCUAGAUUGCUCGAUCUCUUGGUAAAUUUGGCAUCAUCUGCAUGGAGGAUCUAAUUCAUGAGAUCUA
Molecule: messenger RNA, 572 nt
Organism: Rattus norvegicus (Norway rat)
Lineage: Eukaryota; Metazoa; Chordata; Mammalia; Rodentia; Muridae
Source: RefSeq, a predicted model, not a curated record